CACUGGUCCGAAUUCUACCCUCUCGGCUUCCAACUGCUUCCAACCCAGAACUCCAAGGACUCCAAGCUAAGGAGCUUUCACAUAACCCCAUCAUGGAAUCAAGUCCACCAGCGACCGAAACCAAGCCCUUGAAUACCCCCAUCCAAACAGCACAACCCAACAACAUGGUCUACACCGAUGACAAAGGCGUCCAACACAGCAUAUACCUCCCGCAAGGCACCUUGCACACAGCCUCGGACCACCUGCAAAACAAGCGAUGGGACGAGCUUGCCAAGUUUGAGCCGUACACGAAUCAAGGAUAUACCGAGGACGAUUUUAGGGCAUUUAGAGAGAUGAACAUGAAACAAGGACAAGAAGAGUAAAUGCUGUAGGGUAGAUGUAGGUAGGUAGGUAGGUAGGUAGGUACCUAUAGGGAAAGGUAUACAGGUCGUUAUUUGAGAGGGGUGGACCUCGUUCACC
Molecule: messenger RNA, 459 nt
Organism: Neurospora tetrasperma FGSC 2508
Lineage: Eukaryota; Fungi; Ascomycota; Sordariomycetes; Sordariales; Sordariaceae
Exons: 2
Coding region: 93-362 (89 amino acids)
Source: RefSeq, a predicted model, not a curated record